AUGGGAUUACCAAUAGUUAUUCUAUUAGCAUUGCUCGGCUUGAGCUCAGCUCAAAUGAUGUCACAAGUCAUGGUCGCUCAAGUCAAAAUUACCGAUGCCCCAUACCCAGUUUCCAAUGCAGAACAGCUCAAUCAAGUUGUUUGGACCAUGCACGGAACACCCACCAAGGAAGCAAUUUACUGCGUUUCCGAAGCACCAGUAUCCCAACUCCGAUUCGUUUGCACCGAUUGCCUUGAGAAGAACAUAACCGACAUGGUUAAUAUCCUCAACUCAGCUCAAGACAUUACUCGUCGUGUUGGAUUUCCGGCUGUCACACUCAAGGAUAUUGCUGUGAACACUAAUUGGACCGGUGCAACGAUCAUGUGCCAAGCGGCUCUUAACGGAGGUACCGUCGAUUCAUCUCCAGCAAUUGUCGAUGUGAGAUAUCUUCGACAGCCCCAUGUUGUCGAUUCAAACGGACAAUCGCCAGUGUUGAUUGGAAACCAGGGAUAUAGAUUCUUUGUUGAAUGCGUCCGUGGUGCUGAUGGAUUGUGCCAACAGAGCGGAAGAAGAAAGACUCUCAAAUGUAAUGUCAAGUCUAACCCACCAGCCACCCAAUAUCAAUGGUUGAAAAAUGGAAGUCCAAGCGGAACAGGCGCCGAAAUUACGAUUGGAACGGAAAUGAUCGGGCAAUCAAUUCAAUGUCAAGCCAAUAACGGUCUUCACGACGACUCAAACAUGCCACUGUCGCAAGCCGUUCAAAUUGAUCCUUACUCAUCUGCAAAACUUUUGAAGGACAACUUCCAACAAUUGCAAUCGUCUUCUCCGUUCUUGGCUAACAACAGAAUUGAGAUGAAUCAACAAGUGAACUUAGGAUGUCAAGUUGAGGGAAAUCCACGACCAAUUGUCUACUGGAGAAUGAGAAAACAAAAUGGAGAUGUGGUGGAUGCUGCCUGUCCACAAGGAUUAGAGGGACAAUACCAAGAAAUGGCACCAGAAGGAAGCAGAUCUGCUAAUAUUGUCAGACUAACUGCACUCUGCUCUCUCCGAAUCUCCAACUAUUCCUAUUCUGGACAAUACUGGUGUGCCGCUUGCUCCCAAGUCAGUCAAGGAGAACCAGAAUGUUCUCCAAGCCUCGAAACCCCUGGAACCUCCAGUCUCAACGUCAAUGUUAUCGGAGCCCCAAGCAACUCUGAUGCUCCACCAAGUAUUGAACAACGAGGAAAUGAUGCUACUGUUCUUGUGCAUUACUGUGCCGAACCAAUGCCACGACCACCACGCGAGAUUGUGUUUAGCAUAGAUCAAAACGACCUUCAGGUUGGUCAAACAUGGGAAAACUUCCACUUCGAUUCUGCUGUCACCAAUAACACCGUUCCAAACUGUUAUAUUGCUCGCUUAACAAUUUCUCCAGUCCGAGAGGAGGACCAAUACCGUCAAAUCGCUCUCAAACUCCAAAACCAGUUUGGAUCCAAACAAAUCCCAGUUUCUAUGGAUGCGCUGUUGGGUGGGGAUAGUACGAUGGUGGGACGAAUGAUGUCCCCAGUUUUGAUCUACAUUUUUGCUGCUGCUGGAGUGAUCCUUGUGUUCGUUUGUAUCAUUGCAGUUUGUGUUAGAAGACGGACAAAGGACCAUGCCGACUACAAGGAGCCAAAAUCAAAAGCCAACUUAAACUCUCGGGAAGAAUUCUUCGACCCAACCCAAGAUGCUCCACGAUUGUUCGCUCAACACCCAACAGAGGUAAACGCGUACGACCAGGCAGUUCACGAUGCUUAUAUGGCUUUCGAUCCACGCAUGUCUACCGUCUAA
Caenorhabditis remanei is the source of this 1785-nucleotide messenger RNA. RefSeq lists its product as uncharacterized. Lineage: Eukaryota; Metazoa; Nematoda; Chromadorea; Rhabditida; Rhabditidae. Gene Ontology annotation, cellular component: cell-cell junction. The record is from RefSeq and is a predicted model, not a curated record. Gene Ontology annotation, molecular function: cell adhesion molecule binding. Gene Ontology annotation, biological process: cell-cell adhesion. The coding region runs from base 1 to 1785 and encodes 594 amino acids. The transcript is spliced from 12 exons.